Messenger RNA from Sphenostylis stenocarpa, 1077 nucleotides. Lineage: Eukaryota; Viridiplantae; Streptophyta; Magnoliopsida; Fabales; Fabaceae. The record is from the annotation of a GenBank genome assembly.
AUGGAUUCUUCAAGCUCUCUCUUGAGGAUGGAACACAUACCUGGCAAAGGAAGAGGUCUUGUUGCAGCACAGUCCCUCAAAGCUGGUCAAAUUGUUCUCACUGAAUCCCCUCUCAUUCUCUACUCAGCUUCUCCUCUCUUUGCACCUUCUUCUUCACCUUUCACCUACUGUGAUCACUGCUUCGGAAUCGUAUCCUCUUACCCUAACAUCUUUCCAUGCCCCUCUUGCUCCAACCACAGUUUCUGCUCCCAAAAGUGCCUCUCCCUUGCACUCAACUCCUCACACUCCACUUGGGUAUGCAAAGCACUCAUCUCUCUUCUUCAACACCCCAACUCAACACUCCUUCAACAACACCCCCCAGAACGCCAAGUUCAAGCCCGUUUCAUUGUAGCCUCUCACAACCUCUUCCUCCAAGCCCCUUCUGAGUUUCACACUUUGCUCUCUCUUCAUGGCACUCCAGAUAGUGAUAUUCUUGAUGUUGCUAACUUUCUCCACUCUCUAAUCUCGCCUCUUUUCCCACCCCAGAGUCAAUUUUCUGUUGAUCUCACUGCACAACUUCUUGCAAAGGAUAGACUCAACUCCUUUUGCUUGAUGGACCCCUAUUCCCCUGAUGGGCCUCAGAGAUCUAUCAAAGCAUAUGCUAUCUACCCUAAAGCCACGUUCUUCAACCAUGAUUGUCUUCCCAACGCGUGCAGGUUUGAUUACGUGGACACUAGUGAUGAACACAACACUGAAAUUGUUAUUAGGUUGAUUGAGGAUGUUCCCGAUGGAAAAGAGAUUUGCAUCAGCUAUUUCAGGAUGGGAAGGGAUUAUUGUACCAGGAAAAAGAUCUUGAUGGAGGAUUAUGGUUUCACAUGUGAAUGUGAUAGAUGCAUGAUUGAAGCUAACUGGAAAGAAAAUGAAGGUGAGAAGAACAAUGACCUGCCACAUAUGCUGUUCCUUUGCAAGCAUGUUUGUGAGAGGAAGAAUUGUGCUGGCACUAUGGCUCCUCUGCCUCCAAAAGAUGAUGUGCCAUCUAAUGUUCUGGAAUGUAACUUCUGUGGUAAUUUGAAAAAAAAUGAUUGGGAUGUUGCUUAG